Molecule: messenger RNA, 4288 nt
Organism: Meleagris gallopavo (turkey)
Lineage: Eukaryota; Metazoa; Chordata; Aves; Galliformes; Phasianidae
Gene: ENTPD5
Product: ectonucleoside triphosphate diphosphohydrolase 5 (inactive)
Molecular function (GO): hydrolase activity
Source: RefSeq, a predicted model, not a curated record
UAUCUGGAUAUCCAGUACUGAGUCUCUUGAUUUCACCCAAGGGCCUUGGCUUACUAGAAUCUGAUGUUAGAAGCUUGUAAGCAAUCUGAGUGUUUGGGAUGACAGGUCCACCAGAAAACUGUGCUGUUUUAGUUUUGUUUUCUCAUUCUGAGAAUGAAAGCUCCCAGGAGAAAAGGUUGAAGAAACAAAAUGAAGGGAGAAGUGUGAAAAAUGGAGAAGAAAGGUACUGAGAGGCAGAGCCCAGGAUCUACACCAGCUCUAUGACUGUUGACCCACGCUUGACUGCCUCAAGUGAUCCUGGCAGGAUGACAUCUUCCAGACUCCCUAUCCUUCUAGCACUGGUCUUUUCUUCUUUGUCCCCUGUUCUUUCCCAUUCAAACAGGGAGAUGUGGUUUCAGGAUCUCUUUCCACCUAACAUGUGCCCUAUAAAUGCCAAGACUUUUUAUGGCAUAAUGUUUGACGCAGGAAGCACUGGAACCCGGAUCCACAUUUAUACCUUUGUGCAGAAGAGCCCAGAAAUCCUUCCAGAGUUGGAAGGGGAAAUAUUUGAAUCUGUGAAGCCAGGUCUUUCUGCCUAUGCUGAUCAGCCUGAAAAGGGUGCUGAAUCCGUCAAAAGAUUGCUGGACAUGGCUGUAGAUGCUGUGCCACCUCAUCUCUGGAAGAAGACUCCAGUAGUGUUAAAAGCCACAGCUGGACUGCGCUUAUUGUCAGAGGAGAAAGCUCAAGCUCUACUUUCUGAGGUGAAAGAAGUCUUUGAGAAGUCACCAUUUCUUGUUCCAGAAGAUAGUGUUAGCAUCAUGGACGGGUCUUAUGAAGGAAUUUUAGCCUGGAUCACUGUGAACUUUUUGACAGGGCAGCUGUCUGGCCAGAACCAGCACACUACUGGGACCCUGGACUUAGGAGGAGCCUCAACCCAGAUCACGUUUCUGCCACGGUUUGAGGAAACCUUGAAGGAAAGCCCUAGGGAUUUUCUUACCUCAUUUGAAAUGUUUAACAGCACCUACAAGCUCUAUACCCACAGCUAUUUGGGUUUUGGACUAAAAGCUGCCAGACUAGCAACUCUUGGAGCUUUGAAUACAGAAGGAAUGUCUUGUGAGAAAGCUGCUUUUCCAGUUUCAACUAGCAAUGAGACUGAGGUUGCAGAUGGACAAAUGUUCCGCAGUUCUUGUUUGCCAAAGCAACUGGAAGCAGAGUGGCACUUUGGGGGAGUGAAGUACCGGUAUGGGGGCAACAAAGAAGGAGAGACAGGAUUCAAGCCUUGCUACCUGGAAGUACUGAAGGUUGUCAAAGGAAAACUGCACCAACCAGAUGAGAUUCGUGGAAGUUCCUUCUAUGCUUUCUCCUAUUACUAUGAUCGAGCAGCUGACACCAACCUAAUAGAUUAUGAACAGGGAGGAGUUCUGGAAGUGAGAGAUUUUGAAAGAAAAGCCAAAGAAGUCUGUGAUAACAUGGAGAGGUUCAGCUCAGCCAGUCCUUUCCUCUGCAUGGAUCUCACUUACAUCACUGCUUUAUUAAAGGAAGGUUUUGGAUUUAGAGACAACACACUCUUACAGUUAACAAAAAAAGUGAACAACAUAGAGACAAGCUGGACUUUGGGUGCUACCUUUCACUUAUUGCAGUCUCUGGGGAUAACAUAUUGAACUGAGACAUUCCUAUGGAUUUCAGCAUUUCUGGAAGUUUGAGAAAGCAAACUGAAAUCACCAGGUACGUUAUCCAGCUGGAGUCAAUCACAGAGUGGAAAACGGACCAAAGCUAUAAAACAGAUCCUCACCUGGGAUUGGCGUUGCACAUAAUGAAAGUUGCCACAAUUUAAUUGUGAUUGGCAUAAGUAAUCCAGAAACUGCCUUCUGAAAGCCAAAAGGCCUAAACUCCUGCAGAGUAUCUGCAAGAGACUCAAAGCCAGCUUUCACCAGCACAUUUGUAUAGCAUCCCAUUGCUAAAAGCACAGCAUACUUGGGACAUGGUGGUAAAUUACAGAUGGUAUUUCUCCUCCCCCAUUUACUUUAAUCAUACAGUACUGAAGUUUGCUUGCAAGACAUUAAAUACAGAAAUUAUACAUGACACCAACAGCCAUUCAGAGAAAAUUAAACGAUAACCCUGGAUGCUCCCAGCCUCAGUGUUCAAAGUACCCAGUUGUUAGCUAAUAUAUUACAAGAUGACAUCAGCCUUUCUAUAAGCACUCUUUGGGUAUAAUUUUAGGAAAGGUAUUGGCUGAAACAUAGGCUGUACCACCACCAAGCAUUUCUUUCAGCAGUAGUUUCUUAAGCAGCAUCUGUGCUGACAGAUUGCAUGACUACCUUUGUGCUGCCCUUUAAAAGUCUGUACUGUAUGGCUGCACAUCUGGAUAUCAGGCCUUGAUUCAUUUUAGCAUCUACAGUUAUAACACACAGUUGUACAGGCAUAAAACUAGGCAGCAAGAUAUGUACAUAUGCCAGAUAUUGAAAAUCCUCUGCCAAAAGAAAUGCUCGUCACAUUACACCACAAGGAAAUUAAGGAUGGGGUCAGAUGAAGUGUCUGAUGUAAUAGUUCACGUUGCCUUGACUAUGUUCUGUUCAAUAUGGAAUAUGGAACUUAAAGAUGAACUUAGCACAGUCUUAGGAACAGAACUUUUUUUCACCCCUGCCUUAUGACAAACACUUUGUUCCUUUCAGGCAUACUACAGCACAUCUCUUUCACUUUGGUAAAACCCAAGGUUGCUCUCACACUACCUUCUCUGGAAACUGGAUUUGUUUCCAGAGCACGAGGAAGAAACAGUGCACUCAAAUUCUAACUAAUCUCACCAAGUAGGUUGGAGUCCUAGGAAUUUGCCUUACUAUGAACAUUGGUCAUUUUCCUCUUGUUAGCAGCGCAAGUCUGGCAAUGGCUGAUUAAGUUAUCCCAUUUCCCUGCCUCAGGGAAUGGUGCUAGGAUACAAAGCAUGCUUUUGAUUGAACAAGCUCGGUCAGCAUCAGGAAUCCAAGGAGUAGGGUGGAGCAGCCUGUAACUGUCCAACUUUUGACACCUGACUGUAAACUCAGACUGUUUCUUUGGAAUAUGAAAUGAGCACCCUACUUGUGCUCCUUACCAGAAUCUGUUAGAAAGAUGCAUGUUGGGAAAUGUAUCAGCACCACAGCAAACUUCUGUUCCUCUGUCACUACAAAAAUUUGCUGGAGCCUUGAUGCUGGCCUUUUCUUUAUGAGGAACCUUUCUUACUCCCCUGCUUACCAUUUGGUAAAACUUAGUGCAUGGUCUGCAUGCAUGGUUUCAACAAGGUAACAACAAACAUAUUCAUCUUCUGAAUGACCAAUUUUCUUCACCUUUGUACUCUUUGGAGAACAUAAAGAAGGUUGCAGCGAUUAAUAGCCAAGCGCGUUACUCCUGAGAAGUAGCUAAUGUAAUGAACCAAAGGCUUCCAGUCUGAGCCAGUGCUGUGACAAACUCUCUUAGUAGAUCCUGAGGCCAAGAGCCACAAGCAGUGAGGCUGUACUUGAAACACAAAAGCAAGGUGGGGUAUUAUUUUUAAGGCACAAGCAGAAGCGUAUCUGCCAAGUGAAUAAAGCCUAGCCCUGACAAGUACCUGAGGGUUUGGUUUUGGCCUGAGGGAGGAUAUCUAGAAGAAGACAUACCAUGUGGAGUAAGUUUCUUUUCUGCAUUCUUUGCCUCAAACUCUGGUACUACAAAUCCUAGGUGGGAGCAUCCAUUAUCCUGUACCAAAGUUGCAUUAAAUCUGAAUGCUCAGGGCCUUCAUUUGUCAGUGGCACAAUUCAUUAACUGAAACUCACCUGCUGCUCUCUAUCCGGGGCCUGAUCCUGCAGUCACAAGAGAAACAAAAACUCAGCUCAAAGGUUUCUUUUACAAGAAAUUGCAGAAUUGAGCCUUUACUGUUUACAUCUGAAUUACUGAAAGUGGGUUGAGGAUAUAGGGAAGCCAGUCAUGUCCUCACACCCUAGUGCAAUGAUUUUAUUUAUUAGCUUAACUAAAGACUAAGCAGCCUUUUUAAGGGAAGAGUUCUACUUGCACCACCGAUUUUUAUCUUCUCCUUUGUUAAGUCUCUUAUCCUGACUACCAGGAACUGCUUAGUAUGUGCGACUGAAGAAGCACAAGUAAUGGCUUUCAAUACAAAACUUAUGUUUAAUUAUUUGUGAUUUUAAUUCCUGAUACUGGUUACCGUAUCUACAAAUCUCACCCAGUAGCAGUGCUCACUCAUUGUUGUGAGUCUCAAAUGUCUAAUGCAGGAGGGCUGGCAUUUGGAACAUAGGACAGAAUAUCUUGAUUUUCUAUUUUAGUAAUUAAAGCAUUUUUAACAAUA